AGAACAGAGUGGAGUUUGUUGUCGAAGAAGGAGGAAGGCAGUGUAGAGGGGAGGAAGGCAGUAUAGAGGGGGGGAACUGCUAUUGAAAACAUAACUGUGAAGAAUUUAGGGGUUUUCAACAUGGCCUCAGAUGAUACCCUGUACAUCGAAACGGACGGCUCGGAGAUGCCAGCCGAAAUAGUGGAACUUCAUGAAAUCGAAGUGGAGACAAUCGAGACAACAGUUGUUGGAGAGGACGACGAUGAACAGCCUAUGAUCGCGUUACAGCCCCUCGACUCAGAUGAUCCACACUCAAUGCAUCACCAGGAGGUAAUAUUGGUGCAAACCCGAGAAGAGGUGGUUGGUGAAGAUGAUUCGGACAUGCGGGACGAUGAUUACGAGGACCAAAUUCUUAUACCUGUCCCAGUCCCUGCCGCGGAAGAGGAAUACAUCGAACAGACUCUGGUGACUGUCGCUGGGAAGAGCUCGGGGCGGAUGAAGAAGGGGGGAAGCGGGAAGAGAAAUAAAAAGAGCUACUUGGGUGCACCGGAGUCCAGUGGUAGAAAAUGGGAACAGAAACAAGUCCAGAUAAAGACUUUGGAAGGAGAGUUUUCGGUGACGAUGUGGGCAUCGGAUGACAAGAAGGACAUUGACCAUGACACUAUGGUGGAGGAGCACGUCAUUGGGGAUAAUUCCCCUCCUGAUUACUCAGAGUACAUGACAGGGAAGAAGCUCCCGCCCGGGGGCAUCCCAGGGAUCGACCUGUCAGACCCCAAACAGCUGGCAGAGUUCGCUAGGAUGAAGCCACGGAAAAUAAAGGAGGACGACUCUCCCAGGACGAUAGCUUGCCCCCACAAAGGAUGCACUAAAAUGUUCAGGGAUAACUCUGCGAUGAGGAAGCACUUACACACGCAUGGACCACGUGUUCACGUCUGCGCCGAAUGUGGAAAGGCCUUUGUCGAAAGCUCCAAACUGAAGAGGCAUCAACUUGUUCAUACCGGAGAGAAGCCUUUCCAAUGCACAUUUGAGGGCUGCGGAAAGCGGUUCUCCCUGGACUUUAACUUACGCACGCAUGUGCGGAUUCACACUGGAGACCGACCCUACGUCUGUCCAUUCGACGGCUGCAACAAGAAGUUUGCCCAAUCCACCAACCUCAAGUCUCACAUCCUCACACACGCUAAAGCUAAAAACAAUCAGUGACUGAACCAACCAACCACCGUGAGGAUACCCCCCCCCAUAUCUUCACCACGGCAGAAGCGUCACACCCCCUAAGAGCUAUGAAAUCCCCUUUGUAUUGUUUCUAGGAAAAUGUUUUGAGAGAAUGACCUUACUGACUUUUUGAUAUGUACAGAGAUUAUUAGGAACUCUAAAGAUGCUUCACUCCCCCCUCCUACCCUUUUAUCUUGGCACGAUCCUGAAGGAAAAGCAUAAAGUUUCUCCUUGGGAAGAUGUUAAUUUCUUGGACCUGUACCCGAAAAGAAAAAGUUAUUUAAAAACUGCAGCACCCAAAGAGAAAGAAUCGACAUUUAAAGUUAAAAGUUCUUCUCCAUCAGCAUCUCGAAAGAAUAGCUUUUUAAUUUUGUACGGUUUUUUUCUAAGUGUGCAUGUUGUACACUUUCUCUGGCUGAGCUGUUUUAUGUGUGUUUUCCCAGAGAAAUCUGUGAUAACUCUUACAUGGAGAAUUUGCUGUUUAUUGUACCUCCCUGCUUUUCCCCUUGUAAAAUGUUUUUUUUUUUUUUGGGGGGGGGGGUAUUCAUUUUGUAUAAUUGUGACGGACAGAUAUAUUGGAAUUGUGUAGAUAAUAGCAAUGUAAUUUAAGUAGUGUUAACGGAUUAAACUGUUUUAUUUUCCCCCCCUGCACGGCCAGAGAGCACAUCGUGUCAUGUCCAUCAAAUCCUUUGUUUAGUUGAACACACAAUACAACCAGAAGUGGUGCUCAGUUGCAUCAUUAGAAUGUAUUGUACAGGCAGCAUUAACUUUUGCUAAAAUGUACCUUCCCAAUAAGUUGCCAAUACAAACCUGCCCAUUAGCAAGCACUUAUUAGAAUUUUGUUUCAGAAUUCCUAUUUUAUGUAGUGUUAAGUUGUAAUUGAUUAAAGUCAUUUUGAAUGUGACAUUUACCAUUGGUAGAGACCGCUCCAAACUGGUACCAACAUUUUAAUAAAAUGGUUGACAGGAACUUGUAACAUGUUGUACCAUGUAAAAAUAUAUGACCGGUAUUUUCAGUAAAUGGUCCGUGUGGAUUUUUGCUCUUUA
Messenger RNA from Coregonus clupeaformis (lake whitefish), 2234 nucleotides. RefSeq names its product YY1 transcription factor a (gene yy1a). NCBI's taxonomy places the organism in Eukaryota, Metazoa, Chordata, Actinopteri, Salmoniformes, Salmonidae. The record is from RefSeq and is a predicted model, not a curated record. Gene Ontology annotation, cellular component: PcG protein complex; transcription regulator complex. Gene Ontology annotation, molecular function: RNA polymerase II cis-regulatory region sequence-specific DNA binding; DNA-binding transcription factor activity, RNA polymerase II-specific. Gene Ontology annotation, biological process: regulation of transcription by RNA polymerase II.